Molecule: messenger RNA, 723 nt
Organism: Coffea eugenioides
Lineage: Eukaryota; Viridiplantae; Streptophyta; Magnoliopsida; Gentianales; Rubiaceae
Exons: 3
Coding region: 92-508 (138 amino acids)
Source: RefSeq, a predicted model, not a curated record
GCCAGUUUUGAUUCCCUAGAAAAUUCGUCUUUUUGUUUUUGGCUGGAAGAAGUUUUGGAGGGACGAAAACCAACCAAAAUAAUUGGCCACUAUGGAAGAACCAGUUCUCUCUCGACUAGACCGCCUGGACAACAUUCUGAAACAAUUGGAGGAAAUCAGAGGAUCAGGUUACCAUUCCCCCAAGAGUUCUACUGCAUCAACGCCCUCAAGCGGGACUUUGACAAGUGAAGACUUUUCUCCAAGAAGCUUGGAGAAGCAUUGUCGCCCUAUUGAGGAUGUAAUAUUGGAAAUUGGGAUCAAAGGCACCCUUUUUGAAAGGAUAGUCCAUGUGGAAGAUCGUUUAUUAAAGUUAUGUCUGCAGUUAGAAGAGGAAGAAGAAGUAGAGACUGAGAAGAAGAAGAAGAAAGAAGGGAUUUCAUCUGCAGAGAAGUCUUCCCCAAGAAAAGGUCUAAAACAAUUAGUCAAAUCGUGCGUGAAAGGGAAAGGAAGCCAUAAAAGCAGACAAUGACUUCAAGGCUGUUUGUUGAUUUUGCUCACUUUUGGUUCCCAUUUGAAAGUUUUGUAAAUGUAAAGAAAUGGCCUAAUAAUAAUGUUUUCCCUAAGAACCCUGCUUAUUAUUGAUAAUUAUAACUUUUGUUGUACUAAUGAAUGUUGAAGCUGUUAGUUGGGAGUUUGGGUGUUUACUGGUUGGUUGCAAAAUUGAUGUGUGUCUAGAUUGACUCA